GAAGAAGAGCCGCAGCCCCUCAGCAUCAGCACCAGACAUCAUCAUCAUCAUCAUCCUCCUCCUCUUCCUCCUCCUCCUCUUCUCUCCUCCUCUCUCCACUGCGGAUCCUCGGCCUGUUUUCUCCCGGACCUCCUCCAGCGGCAGACCCCGGCUCGUCAUGGACAACUCCGGCAAAGAGAAGGAGGCCAUGCAGCUGAUGGCUGAAGCCGACAAGAAAGUCAAGGCGUCCGGAUCGUUCCUGGGAGGAAUGUUCGGGGGGAACCAUAAGGUGGAGGAUGCUUGUGAAAUGUACGCCAGAGCAGCCAACAUGUUUAAGAUGGCAAAGAACUGGAGUGCUGCAGGGAAUGCGUUCUGUCAGGCCGCCCGGCUCCACAUGCAGCUCCAGAACAAACUGGACUCUGCCACCAGCUUCGUCGACGCAGGCAACGCCUACAAGAAGGCCGACCCACAGGAGGCCAUCAACUGUUUAAACCAGGCCAUCGACAUCUACACCGACAUGGGUCGUUUCACUAUUGCAGCCAAACAUCACAUCACUAUCGCGGAGGUUUACGAAUCUGAGCUGGUUGAUAUCGAAAAGGGCAUUGCUCACUAUGAGCAGGCAGCAGAUUACUACAAGGGAGAAGAAUCCAACAGCUCAGCCAACAAAUGUCUCCUGAAGGUCGGACACUACAGCGCUCAGCUGGAGCAGUACCAGAAAGCUAUCGAAAUCUAUGAACAGGUUGCCAUGAGCACCAUGGACAAUCCUUUGUUGAAGUACAACGCUAAAGAGUAUUUCUUCAAGGCCUCGCUGUGUCACUUCAUAGUGGACGAACUGAACGCCAAGUUGGCCAUCGAGAAAUACGAGGAGAUGUUUCCAGCUUUCUCCGACUCCAGAGAGCUCAAACUGUUAAAGAAACUCCUAGAAGCCCACGAGGAGCAGAACAGCGAGGCGUUCACGGAGGCCGUCAAGGAGUUCGACUCAGUGUCUCGUCUGGACCAGUGGCUGACCACGAUGCUGCUCCGCAUCAAAAAGACCAUCCAGGGAGACGCCGGGGACCUGAAAUAGACAAAUUUAACGAGGGGGGGUAAGGAGGGAGGGAGAAAGGGGGGAAGAGAAGAAAGACAGAAGAUAACGGCACAGGGGGGUUGUUAAUUCAAGAAAAGGAAGGGAGAAUUAUGGGUAAGGAAAGACGUGAAAGGAGAAGGAAAGAUGAUUCUAGAGGUUUAAAGGAGGGACGGUGUGACUGAGGGAGUUUACAGUUGUAGAUAUGAGUCUGCAUGUGACCCCCAACAAACUAAGCAUCACCUUUAAAACCACCUCGUGUCCCCCGUCCCCCUGCAGUAUUGCUCUCGUAACACUGGACAGAAAUGUACGCAAGAGAGAAUGGUCAGAAAAAGGUGUGAGUGUGUGUGAGAGAGAAAGUAUAUGUUGAGAUUUAAGGAUAUAUGUUAUUGAUAAAGGGAUAAUAAUGUUAUUUAUGAGAUCAUUGAUAUUUAUUGUCAAUACUGAAAAUAUUAUUUAUUGUAUAUUAUGGUGCUCAGUGUUACGAUUUGUCUUAAUAUUUUAGGUAUUAGCCCCUCUGCUCUCCUCUUCUCUUCCCCUAUACUCCCUCUCCUCCUCUUCCUCCUCCUCUUCUUCCUCUGUCUUCCCUCGUUCCUCUCCUCACCCCCCUCGGUCCCAUCAAUUCAGUGAUAUCACCCAUUUGUGGUUCUUUGUGUUGAGGCCUAUCGUUGGUCGGUGCAGUUUGCCGCCAGCGCAGACGCCCCGUCACUGCCUUGUUUGUGCAUGUCUGUUGUCAUGUGGAUUUAAGUGUUCUACGUGUAUCGUGCUAACGUGUGAACAACAUACAUGUAGCCUGGUAUCAUUUGCGUGAACUCAGUAAAUAUGUACCUCAGAGUUGAAAUAAAAACACCAUCGCUCCAGA
This is a messenger RNA of Paralichthys olivaceus (Japanese flounder), 1904 nucleotides long. RefSeq names its product N-ethylmaleimide-sensitive factor attachment protein, beta a (gene napba). Gene Ontology annotation, cellular component: vacuolar membrane; synaptobrevin 2-SNAP-25-syntaxin-1a complex; terminal bouton. Gene Ontology annotation, biological process: synaptic transmission, glutamatergic; intracellular protein transport; SNARE complex disassembly. The record is from RefSeq and is a predicted model, not a curated record. Gene Ontology annotation, molecular function: syntaxin binding; soluble NSF attachment protein activity. Lineage: Eukaryota; Metazoa; Chordata; Actinopteri; Pleuronectiformes; Paralichthyidae.